Molecule: messenger RNA, 1357 nt
Organism: Phialemonium atrogriseum
Lineage: Eukaryota; Fungi; Ascomycota; Sordariomycetes; Cephalothecales; Cephalothecaceae
Exons: 1
Coding region: 456-1049 (197 amino acids)
Biological process (GO): mitochondrial translation
Molecular function (GO): structural constituent of ribosome
Source: RefSeq, a predicted model, not a curated record
CCCUUGAAUGCCCAGACAUCACCUGCAAGGGAUCCUCUCUUUUCUUCACUAGAACCGCACCCACUUAACCGAAGCUCAUCUUCGAGAGCUAAAUUUCGAGCAACACUGCCCAACCCGCGGCAAUCUUCAGUUUCUCCGCAAUCUUCAGUUUCUCCUUCGAUUUCCAGAUCAGAGGGCACUCCAUCAAGCGAUAGGGCCCAUUCAAUUGAGCCAACCGAGACUGCAAAAACAACCACCGACUCGACAGGGUUCGUAGUCUCGAGAGCUACAGGUCGCAUUUUUAACUUGUCUCAACGAGGUGUAGCUGUUACGACUUCUGGAGUGAAGAGAGCGAGGGCGGCGAAGAAACCGAAGAAGCCGAGGAAGAAGGUUCAAUCAGCCCAGGACGCCGCCAGACGCUACAUUCUUUUCUGAACCCGCCAGUCACAAGCACAUCACAUUCCACGACACCAACCAUGGCAUCGUCUCUCAGCGCCCGAGGCCUAACCUCGCAGCUAUUUCCCCGACCAUCCACAGCGUUUCUCACCACCACAUCCCCGAGGUUCACCGCCGCACCAGCGCUCAUAGCACCAUCAGUUUCGCAAUGUCUCAACUCCCGAACCUCCUUCUCCACCUCCGCCCCCCAGUCGGCCAAGGGCGCCCCGGGCGGCAAGAGCAGGCGCAAAGGCGAGGCGCCGCGCGACCCCAAGAUCGUCAACAUGCUGAAGCAGUUCGCCCUCCUGUCCCCGAGGCGGAUCCCCCCUCCCCUGCGCAUGGCCCGCAACCGCCACCUCCGCCACUGGACCAUCCACCGCGCGUGGCUGCUCUUCCGCCGCAAGGAGCGCGAGCGCCGCGAAGGCGAGCUGAUGCGCCAGUACCAGGGCAUGUACGCCGCCUGCGAGGAGCUCCGCCUGACCGACGGGCCGGGCUCGCGGGAGCAGGGCUACCUGUACAGGGUGGCCAUGGAGAAGAAGGGCGUGUAUGGGCACAAUGGUUUCCCGAUCGAGUAUACUCGGCCGCAGACAGAGAGUCCGGCAAGGGAGCCGUGGAACCAUGACUGGAAGAGAUAGAGCUGAGAGGGUCAUUUUUCCUUGUUUUUAUUUGCUAUGUUUCCGGGGUCAACCGAGCAGAUAAAUUGCAUCAGGGGAUUAGAUUAGAGCGACGGGACUGUAUAACUUGGCCGACAUGUAUCUCCCUCACAAGCUUCUAUUUCGUCAGUGUCAUUUCAACAACCCUUUUUAAGCCUGCAACAGACUUGAAUCGCUCGACUCGCCAUGUUUACAAAGCCCCAGCGUUAACAUUCCUCUCUCCUGGGGCCCAUCCCAAAUUUUGCAUCUUCCCAGAGAGCAUUACCAGGAAAAGAAUGCCAAAAAAAAAA